Macadamia integrifolia is the source of this 1631-nucleotide messenger RNA. RefSeq lists its product as uncharacterized. The transcript is spliced from 7 exons. The coding region runs from base 1 to 1323 and encodes 440 amino acids. The record is from RefSeq and is a predicted model, not a curated record. Lineage: Eukaryota; Viridiplantae; Streptophyta; Magnoliopsida; Proteales; Proteaceae.
AUGACACAGAAAGAUAACUGUGAUGAUUCCAGUAAGCAAUCAAAAGAGAUUCUGGUUAUGUUCGAUUCAUUGGCAGAAUUUUUGACAUCAUACACCAAUCAGAAAUGGUUGAAUCCUAAUGAUCCCUUGAUCAUUGUUAUUAUUGUCAUUUUUCUUUUUGGGCAUCUCAGGAUAAAAGAUGGAAAUGGUGAGAAACUAUAUCCAAGAUCAUCCUUUGUCAUUAACUGUACAGGUGAUGUCUGCAAAGGUGAUGUUGUUUUGUUCACACAGAAGGUUUAUGAGAGAUAUGACAAAGUGACAAGGAAUGGGAAUCUUCUGGGAAACCGAACCAUUGCUGGAAGGGUUGUGAAGGAAAGUUAUGGUGCAGCCAAACAGCAACAUACAUUCACGGUUGAAAUACUCUGGAGCAAGGGUUUCAAGAGAUUGCCUCCACUGUUUCCUUUGCUUGUGAAGGGCCGCAACCUCUACAGACUGAAAACUUUUCGACAGCGAUGGGAUGAUGAAAAAGAGAGAGCCAGAGUUCUUGCAGAAAAGCACAGAAGGGGCACAGCAGCAAGGCGUCUUAGAGCGAUGAAGAUUGCACAAUCUGCAAAUCGAGGUAGCAAGCGCAGGAGACAAUCCUACCGUGCAGGAUCUCCAAAGAGGAGGAGAAGCCAAGAAUUUGUACCUUCAACUGAAACCAAAAGGCGCAAAUGCAUUGAUUCCCGUGGAAAGGCUCCACUACAUAAACAGGAAAAAACAGAGAGAGUUCGUAAGGCAAAACUACAUACACAAGCAAAAACAAAAACAGUUCCUAAGGCAAUGAUUCCUAAAUUAUCCUUGAGAAACCUGCAAGAUAAAGUUCCCAUGUUUCAUGCUUACACCCAAAAUGGAGAUCCCCAGACACAGUUAUGGUCACAAAUGCAAUACAGACCUAGAAAUUCUCAGUUUAUGGGUCAUGAAAGUGGAGGGCCAUGCCAUGUUUCCAAUUACAAGGCAGGCCUUGCUCCAGAUGCAUUGAGAUUGGCACCUUUCAGGCCUUAUACAAAUCCAAUGGUGGCACCUGCUUUGAGGCAUCAAGAAUACAAUCAGAGGACCAAUGGCUUUCCUACAUAUGCAGAUUCUGUGUAUCAACUUGGUGCGAGGAACGUAAACCAUUUUGUGGACCAAGGGAGUACUUAUAUCCAAAACAUUAUGGGAGCUGAGAUCUAUAGAGGACAAAGGAGUUGUUUCUUGCAUUGUUCUAUGCCAGGUUGUGGAGACCUGGGAGCUAAUGGCUGUGUUGUUUCUUCAUGUUGGAAAUGCUGCAGGAGGACAGGGAGGAAAUGCUUAAGACACCAAUGAAAUCCCCCCAUUAUAGUUCUGAUUUCGUCUGCCCUUUUUUUUCACACUCCUGGUUUGGAGGAGAGGGUUGGUGGGGUCGGGGUCGGGGUCGGGGUCGGGGAUGGGGAUGGGGAUGGGUUCACAUAAUAUAUGGGAGGAAAUGUGGAAUUUAAUGAACUACUUGAUUCAAGAUGUAAGAUAAUGUGCAUCUUUUGAAUGUGCACUUUCUUUGCACACACCCAUUUUGGGUCAGGAGGUUGUCCUUUUCAUUACUAGAAUUCAAGAGCUUACAGAUUUCUAUUAAUUCUGCAUUUCCUGUUUUGUGUCAA